UCACAUGACUACAAAAUGUCAGAAGCGGGGAAUCCUAAAAAACACCAAAGUGGUACUUAACUGUUAAAACCGAGUGACAACUAUUAUUUUGAACAGAGUUUAAAGCCUUUUUCGGCUCAAUUAUCAGCAAAAACUACAUUUACCAACCCUUGCAUGAUGUAAAAUGGAAAACAUUGAUCCAAGAUUGAAAUCAGCAUACCAACAACUUCAGAAGUCAUACAAAAUACUUCAGCAGUGUCAAACAACCUGGAAAGAAACAUUAAAACAAUGUCAAGAAGAAAUAGAUUCUUUGCAAAAUUUGUCUGAGCAAUACACUUGUUGUGAAGAGGCAGGUAUAGAUGUGCUGUUACUGCAGCUACCAGAUGUGAGAGAAAAAUUGUUGCAUAAGAUAUCUUUAGAGAUUGACAAAAAGUUGAAUAAACUACAUAUUUACAUGAACACAUUGAAAGACUGCUGUGAUAGAAUUUCCAAGCAGUAUGACUAUAGUACAACUGUAUCAAAGGGUUUACCAUUGGACCUUGUCACCAUGACAACAGAGACAAUACCAGCUUUUGCAGACAUGGUUGAAUGGUUAAAUGAUAUUGAUAUUCUGUUACACCACCAAUAUUGGGCUAAGAAACAUCUUUUAGAUACAUAUACUGUUCAUAAGUUUGAUAGUGAUAAUUUUAUGAAGAUGUGGAAUAGUGGAAAUAAAGAUACAACACAGAAAGUGAAUGAUGCUUUGUGUUAUGUGAAGUUUCUGUUGGAUGAUACCUGAAGCUGUUGUUACAAAGGAUUCAACAUCCUUUUAAUAAGUCUGCAUGGUGGAAUAUUAAGAAAAAAACAAUGCUGGACAUGUUUUGUUAAUAGUACUGAUUGUGCCUGGAUGAUAUAUACAUGUACAUCAUUAUUUAGACAAGUCAGAAGUAAUCUUGUGUUAGUAAAUCACUUGAUAUAAGAAAUUUACAAAUAUAA
Mytilus californianus (California mussel) is the source of this 954-nucleotide messenger RNA. RefSeq names its product ribosome biogenesis protein C1orf109 homolog. NCBI's taxonomy places the organism in Eukaryota, Metazoa, Mollusca, Bivalvia, Mytilida, Mytilidae. The record is from RefSeq and is a predicted model, not a curated record. The transcript is spliced from 5 exons. The coding region runs from base 164 to 757 and encodes 197 amino acids. Gene Ontology annotation, cellular component: cytoplasm; nucleus.